UUGCGGUUUCGUGAUAAAGCCCGAUAAUCUUCUGUGUUUUCGUUUAUUUUGCUUUUCAGAAUUGAUGCGUAUAAUUUGUCUGUUGAGUUUUGGUCGAUCUGUUUCUUGUAUCUAAUCUGCUGCUUGUCAGGGAUCAUGUCGAUGCUCGAUUCGUUCUUCAACAAGGGCUUCAAAGCUUCAAAAUGACACUUUCUCAUGUUGGGUUCUGUAACUUACGCAGCAAAACCUUGCUCAAGUUAACGGUUCCUCGGAUAAAGCUGCUUCGGAAUCGAAGAGAGGUGCAGAUAAAGCAAAUGCGUCGCGAAAUCUCAAAGCUUCUCGAGACUGGUCAAGAAGCCACUGCCCGAAUUCGGGUGGAACAUAUUGUGAGGGAAGAGAAGAUGAUGGCUGCUCAAGAAAUCCUUGAGCUCUUCUGUGAGCUCAUCGCUGUUCGUCUUCCGGUUAUCGAGGCUCAAAGGGAAUGUCCUCUAGAUUUAAAAGAAGCGAUAUCGAGUGUAUGCUUUGCUGCACCAAGGUGUGCCGACUUGCCAGAGUUGCAGCAGGUCCAGAUGUCAUUUGUUUCCAAGUAUGGAAAGGAAUUUGUUGCAGCAGCAGCCGAGCUUAGACCGGACUGCGGUGUUAAUCGUAAGUUGGUGGAGUUGCUGUCUGUACGAGCACCUUCACCGGAAACUAAACUGAAACUUCUCAAGGAUAUAGCGGAAGAGCAUGAACUUGAUUGGGACCCUGCUCCUACAGAAACCGAGUUCUUCAAAUCUCAUGAAGAUCUCCUCGACGGGGCAAAGCAAUUUGGCGGCGGCUCUAAGUUGCCAUUACAAAAGGAGGAGCGUGAUGAAGCGUCACAUUCUGCACAUGUUUCAGCCAAAAAGGAGCAAUCGGAUUCUGACUCUGACUUUGAAACAUUAGAUUUUCCCGAGGUUCCAAAUGUUGUUCUGCGGCCAAGUCCUGGUACUGCCUCGACUGCGCCAUCAGCAAUCUCCCAAAGCCCUGAAAACGUACAAGAAUCAGCAAAAGAUGCCGGAUCUCAUGAUGAACAUACCUCUGAGGAAUUGGCUUUUGAGUCGGAGAAUAAAUCAACCUCUAAGCAGGAUGAGUCUCCCGAGAAAUCGAGCAGCAAGAUGGUAGAGGAUCAAGGGUUUUCGUCUUAUGUUUCUCCACCAUCACAUGUCCCAGACUCCGAUACUGUGAAGUGGGGCGAUUAUUCUCCAACCGAUGAUCUUCGGACAAAAGCUGGCAUGGACCUGAAGGAUGUCUUGGCAGCCGCUCAGACUGCAGCCGAAACAGCAGAGCUUGCAGCAGCAGCAGCCCGUUCAGCCGCGAGUCUCGCACAGCUCAGAAUCACUGAACUUACAAAGAAGAAUACCGACCAGCCUCCAGAGAUUCCUUCUGAGAACCCUUUUCAUGGCAAAGAAUCGCCGACCAGCGUAAAAAAUCCAUGCUUCGAUCAUCAGAACUCCUCGAACAGCAGCUUUGGUGAUCUUCCAUCACUUGAAAGAUUCAGCCUUGAACAGAAUCACGACCACCAACCACAGAGACUGCCUUCAAUGGAUGAUGAUCCCUAUUUCUCGUACCCGAAUCUCUUCCCGUCGCAGAAUCCAGACAGUUCACAUGGUUCUCGUACUUUUCCAGAGAAUUCAAGACCUCCCCAUGAUUCUUAACUCUGUAUAUUUCAUUUUUGCUCUGUUUGUUUUCACAUAUGCAAAAGAACAAUGUGUUUGACGGUUCUUGAAUGCUGUUCUUGAGUUUUCUCAGUGAGAAAUACAUGUGUUGUAUUGUACAGAACUUGUGCGAGUGAUAAUGUUUAAAAUAAGUUCGUGAUU
Tarenaya hassleriana is the source of this 1817-nucleotide messenger RNA. RefSeq lists its product as uncharacterized. NCBI's taxonomy places the organism in Eukaryota, Viridiplantae, Streptophyta, Magnoliopsida, Brassicales, Cleomaceae. The record is from RefSeq and is a predicted model, not a curated record. Gene Ontology annotation, biological process: protein transport. The transcript is spliced from 6 exons. Bases 183 to 1655 code for a protein of 490 amino acids.